AUGGACAAAAACAUUCGCAGUCUCACGAAAGAAGAAUUAGAAUAUUUUGCUGAUAAUCUAUCCAAAUUGAGCGAUGAUGGUUUGAUUAGUAAUGAAGAUGAUGAGGAUAGUGAUUCGAACCCUCUCCAAAUAUUCGACAGUCAUUACGAUCCAUGUGGGGAAGAACAAGAUGAUUUUUUCGACAUUGAAAAUAUGCCUAUGAUAAUUCUACCUGAUUCGUCACAUGAUCUAUUGAGUAUGGAUGAAAAUACUGAUUCUGAUUCAAAUCAAAUGGAAGAAAUAAGACCGGUCGAGAAUACUAUCCCUCCACUACAAGAAAAAUACAGAGAAACGGAGGAGGGUAAUGAAUUAUCUUCAUCCCCAAAUAGAGAUAAACAGUCAACACCAACUAUGAAAAAUCAAGGAGAGAAGGAGGGAACCCUAUGGAAAAGAUUGGUAGAGCUAAGAGAGGAAACUAGAGGAGACAAAUGGGUAGCAAUACACCACAUAGAAAGAAGCGGUACGGAGCAUCUAAGAAAUCUAGCAGAAGCAGUUUUCCAUAAAACGGAAACGCAAGUAAUAAUAUACACAAACAAAAGGAAAAUUAUGGCACAGCAACAAAGGAAACGAGAAAGACCACCAGCUCUGAAAGUCGAACAAAGAGGAAAGAACUACGAAGAUACGGUGAGGGAAAUAAAAAUGAAACUGAAAGGAAACGAAGCUACAAAGAUAAUCCGAUCGAUCAGGAAGAGAAAAGACGAAAAUGUCCUCAUCACGAUGGAAGACAACAAACCGGAAAUGGGGAAAAUUGAAAAAGCGAUAGAAGAAGCCGCUGGAACUUUAAGAGUAAAAGAAACCGGCAGAGACCAGGAGACCAUACACAUAAGAGGACUGGACAUCACAGCCACCAAAAAAGAGGUAGUGGAGCAUAUCGAAAAAAUGGUAGGAGAACUAGACACGCAAUAUAUCAGAAUCAGCGAGCUGAGACCAAAUGCGCGAAACACGCAGGCAAUAACAGUAACCCUCGAGAAAGAGAAAGCAGAGAUUCUCCUGAAACAACCAUAUAUACGUAUUGGCCUCUCGAGAGGGAAGAUGGAACGGAGAAUAAAAGUACCAAGAUGCAGCAAGUGCUGGGCGUAUGAGCACAGCAAGGAGGAAUGCGAUGGACCAGACAGAAAAAAUCUAUGCUAUAAGUGUGGAAAAGAAGGCCACAUAGCAAAAAAGUGUGAGGAAACGGAAAUACCAUGCCCUAUAUGGGGCACCGCGUGUGGCGACCUUUAUGUCCCCCUUACUCGUGGGAACAACAUGGACCACAAUAAAACAACAAAAGAAAAACCUCGACGAGGUGGUCAAAUCUCGUCCUCGGAAGACUCUUCGGAGUCUAACGAAACCCCUGCCCGGGAGGUAUCCACUGAGGAGACCUCCCAACACCCAGCACAGGAGGACGUCACAUCGAUGACCUCCACUCCUCCCUCAACCCUGGAGGCUGCCACCCUGGCGACCUCCAGCUCCCUAACCCCAACAGGCGCACCGACGCCUGUUGCUCCCGAAACUGACCCCUCGUCAAAACCCGGCACAUCCGAGGAUCUCUCUCGAGACUCGGACGUGUCUGAUCUGGCCUCGGAUUUCUCGAAGGUUAAGGUGAAAAGGCCCUGUGGUGCUGAAAGGAAGAGGAGGAAGAAAGAGAGGGAAAAGGAAGCAAUCAAAGCGCCUUCGUCCUCUCAGGGAACUUCCUCGAAAUUCCUUGGUGCGAAAACAGUGGCCGAGAGACGGCCUAAGGAUGACCUUAGGGGAGCGCAAGGGAAACCUGGAAGUGGUGGGCCUCAAAGAAGAUCCACUGCAGAAGGUAAACCUGCUGUGCACCCUAAGGCUGUCAAGGCCAAGAACAAUGCGUCAGGAAUGACGCAAUCAACAAAACGGAGCCGCACGCCGGGUUCCACACCGACUGACACCUCGCGAUCUGCUUCGACUUCUGUAAUAGUCGAAGAAGUACGUCGUAUUGAUGAUGAUGGUAAUGUUAAUGUAAAAGUUCCAGUUACACAGAAUGCUGAAGAAGAGGUUAGCAAUGACUAUGUGCCAAAUGAGAGCAACAGUGAAAGUGAAGAAAUGAAUGAUGAAGGAAAUGUAUUGCCAGAGAAAACGGAAACGCGUCAGAAAAGAAAAUACAUGGAAGCAAGUUGA
Phaedon cochleariae (mustard beetle) is the source of this 2160-nucleotide messenger RNA. Lineage: Eukaryota; Metazoa; Arthropoda; Insecta; Coleoptera; Chrysomelidae. The record is from the annotation of a GenBank genome assembly.